UCAAAAAAAUGGAAACAAACAACUCUGAUGACAAAAACGUUUAUGCUGUAGUUGAAUUUGCAUCAAGUGAAUUCGCUGAUAAAAAAGAUGUAGACCUUGUACCGUCAAAAUGGAUUCAAGAAGAAGAUGGUGAAUUACUCUGCCAAUAUCCACCUGUUAACGAUUAUCAUAAGCUUGACAAGUAUACUCAAGAGUUACGUGACGCAAAAAGAGAUUGGGCAAAAUAUUCAGUUAAAAUUUUGACAUACGCCGAUACCUAUGCAAAAGGAAAAAAACGUUUAAAACGUGCAUAUACAACAACUGACGUCAGAAGCACCGAUGACGAACAUCAGCAGCAGAAUGAAAUCAUCAAACCAACGAUAAUUUCUGCGAAGUCAGUCAGUAAUGAAUUAAAUUCAAUAUCGGCUAUGGGAGAAUAUCCUUCUAUUUCUACUAAUGGGGAAAAUUUACAAAAAGAAAAAACGAUACCAGUUGAUAAAUUACGACCAGCUCCUGAAGUCAAUGAAGCAUUUGAUUUUGAAUCCUUGAAAGAGUUUAUUAAUACAAAAAUACAAGAGCAGAAUAUGUUAAUUCACCGUUACUUAACGAAUGAAAAGAAAAGCCUCCAAUACGAUAUAAAAAAAUAUUUUGACGAAAUUAAAAACACGUUGGUGGUCAAUAAAGUACCGUCAGAUUCUCAUCAAAGCGUAUCUAGUGCGAUUGAGGAAUUAGGUGUGACACUUCCGUUCAAGGAGCUGGAAGAUUUUCAAGCUUUCGAUGCUACUUUAAAAAGCACCGCAUCAAAAAAAAAGAUUGGCUGGCAUUAUUUAGAGUUAAAACGUAUGGAGAAGACAAAGCCAAUAGAUGUGUUAGUAAGAUGGGAUCUGCUAUACUAACAAAAAAUGUUGAAAAAUAUUAUUCAGGCACGGGAAAAGUUUCCAAAGGUGUUGGAAAACUCAAUUUCAGUGACACUGAAACUUAUGCAUGCAUGAAAGACACUGUAACUGAAAAAUUUGGUGACUCCGAAGAAUGCAAGAAUUUUGCUGGAAAAGUAGGAAGAUGGCUUUCUGGACACGGUGACCGAGAACAUGGGCGUAAAG
Molecule: messenger RNA, 1079 nt
Organism: Microplitis demolitor
Lineage: Eukaryota; Metazoa; Arthropoda; Insecta; Hymenoptera; Braconidae
Exons: 7
Coding region: 9-875 (288 amino acids)
Source: RefSeq, a predicted model, not a curated record